Molecule: messenger RNA, 1787 nt
Organism: Danio rerio (zebrafish)
Lineage: Eukaryota; Metazoa; Chordata; Actinopteri; Cypriniformes; Danionidae
Gene: map1lc3b
Product: microtubule-associated protein 1 light chain 3 beta
Cellular component (GO): endomembrane system; autophagosome membrane; cytoskeleton
Source: RefSeq, marked provisional
ACUAGUUUGUUUUGUAAAGACGGACUUCACAGGACGAAGCAACGACGCGCAACUGAAAUACACGGUUUCGCAUUAUAUAUAAAACAUAAAGAUCUAAAAACCUGUUCAGAAACAAAAAACGAUAGAAAUUAGGCAGAUCUGCCUAAAACAAACGUGUUUAAUCACAUUUAAAACAUGCCUUCGGAAAAGACAUUUAAACAAAGGAGGACAUUUGAGCAGCGGGUGGAGGAUGUACGGCUGAUCCGGGAACAGCAUCCAAACAAGAUCCCGGUCAUCAUCGAGAGAUACAAGGGAGAGAAGCAACUGCCGAUUCUUGACAAAACUAAGUUUCUAGUUCCUGACCACGUUAACAUGAGCGAACUUAUUAAGAUUAUCAGGCGACGCCUCCAACUCAACUCCAACCAGGCUUUCUUCCUGCUGGUCAACGGUCACAGCAUGGUAUCUGUGUCCACUGCCAUUUCUGAGGUCUAUGAACGGGAAAGAGACGAAGACGGCUUUCUGUACAUGGUCUACGCUUCCCAGGAGACAUUUGGAUUUCAGUAAAAAAAACAAAUGUAUGGCAAAACGAUUGGCUUUCACUCAUGGACAAUGAUACAACCUAGCCUGAACUCUUCUGACCUUUCCCCCACAUAUAACCCUAUCACGUUUCCCUUCCCCAUCCAAUCAGGAAGCAGCUGAACUUUCAUUCAUUUGGCUCCAAAACCAUUAUCCAUUAUCCAAAGCUAAAACCUAACACCUUACAUCUCAAGCUCGAGUCCCUUCUGUUACUUUGGUGUCUUCAAAAUGGAUAAGUUGAAGGUCGUAGGACAGGUUAUGGUUUACUUGGGCUACCCAAACACAAAGCUUGAACAAAAAAAGACUUCUGAGAUGAAAUAGUCUCACUUUCUUAGCGGUUGAAUUCCAGAAAUUGCAUCUAGUGUAAUGUUAGGCGGCCAAAACAGUUUUUGAGGUUAUCCAUCAGGUCCUGGUGACUUUUAACCCUAUUGUGUCAUUUCUCAAACUUUUUAAUUGUCAGCCUUUUCUUACCUGUAGAUGUCAAACCGAGUUUUCCGCUGCUCCAUUUUCCUGUUAGAAGCAGUCUUUUCAUUUCCCCCUUGAGCUUUUUUUGCUAACUGUGUCACGAGCGUUGAGGUUCUUGGAUUUCACAACACAAGGUUCGAAGUGACGUCCUACUUGCCUUGUUGACAUUUUGAUCCGGUGGGACUUGCCUGAGGAAGUAAGAUAGUAUGCAAAUUAAAAUACGAGAAAUUCUGCUUUGAUUGUAGUGCGAAGCUUUAAGAGUCCAAGUUUAGGAAAACGUCAUUAUAAUGGUACAUUGAGCGAACGAAUGUGACGAUUGGACACGAGUGCUGCCCGAACAUCCUUGCUCUUUUAGGUGCACGCUUUUAGACUUUUCAAUUUUAUUAGAGGAUUAUUUACUACACCUUUAUAAACGCAUAACCGUGAGCUGUUGUACUCUUUCCAUCUGUAUGUCUUACAGUAAACUGUACAGAUAAGCUUAGAUGCCUUUUCUCCUAAGCAUUUACUUGCUGUUUGUCUUGCUCUUAUUUAAAGACAUUUUUUUUUCAUUGUUUUGUUCAUGUAAAAAACGAGAAAAAUUCACAUGUGCUACUAUUGUGCAAUUUACAAGUUUAUUUGAAUGAGAGUUUAACUUUAAAGGAUUAUAAUAUCAACCCAUUUAUCGAACUAAAGCUCAUUUUCUUCUGUGCUCCUCCUGCUCAGAUUUACAGCAAUAUCACACUUCUAUUUCUGUUGAUAUUUUAAAAAUAAAUGAGGAAUAUGCAGCC